AUGCUAGAGGUGUCCGGUAUUAUCGAGCGCCCUUGGUCGCAGAUAGAAAGGUUCAAAGGAUUCCGAGACUACUUCAACGACUACCAAGACCAGGAAGAAAGGGGCAAUCGUAUCAAGAAAAAUGCUCUCAAGCGGAAUGACGACGAUGAUGAACUUCGAGAGUUUCACGACUCCACACGGAGACUCCGGGACGCCGUUUUAUCAAGGACAAAUGUCCUGGUAUGUACGCCUUUUGCCGCAGGAACCCCUGCUGUCCGCGAGAAUGUUCACCCCGAUGUUGUCGCAGUUGAUGAGGCGGCUCGUCUCGCUGAACCGGAGCUCUGGCCCGUCCUAGCGUAUCACGACCCUAGAGUGCUGCUUCUCGUGGGAGAUCAUAGACAGCUGAAACCACUUAUCUUUAGCAAGCCACCAGAAGCGCCCUUCAGUCUCCCGCUAGAGCUAUCACUAUUCUCGCGGCUAGUUUUCAAUGGGCACAAAACCGUUGUCUUCCUGGAGCAGCACAGAAUGAGCUCGGAAAUAUGCGAAUUGCUGUCUGUUAUUUUCUACGACGGGAAGUUACGCACUGCAGCUAUAUUGGACGCUGUGGUCGGGGAGAUGAAUGCCCGCGUUGUAACUCAUAAUGGCUGCAACACCACUUUCCGUAAGGAAUCGCCGUUGAUAUUCGUCAAUGUAUUGGGUAGCAAAGAGGAGAAGGAGGCCGGCUCGCGCUCUCUUUUCAAUCAUCCCAAUUGCGCAACUGUUUAUGCCCUGGUCCGAAGUCUCAUGGAGCAUCAGGUUGCCGCGAAACACAUAACGAUUAUCACACCAUAUCGCGCGCAGACCUAUCAGUACAGCAACCUUUUCCAGGACUUCCCCGAUCCCAGCGAAGUCAGAGUCCACACCAUCGAUAGCUAUCAGGGAUGUGAGUCGGGUGUGGUCAUAUUCGACACAACGGUGGCUACUUCGACGCGCUUGGGGUUCCUGGCUGAUGCGAAUCGUCUCUGUGUCGCUCUCCGUCGGCCACGCUCUGGGAUGUUCCUAGUCGGGGAUUGGCAUAAAAUCCAGGGCCCUCCACAUUGGGAAGACUUCCGGAACGACGGACUUGUGUAUUCCUGGCGUGCGUCAAGCGCUCAGGGACAUCGACUUGAAUACCUUAGACAUUGCUGGAAGUGGGUGCCUGAGGCCACCGGCGGCCUUGGGGCUCUGGUGGAGGAAGGUUCUUCCGGCCCAAAUGGCCACCUGUAA
Messenger RNA from Aspergillus mulundensis, 1224 nucleotides. RefSeq lists its product as uncharacterized. The transcript has a single exon. The record is from RefSeq and is a predicted model, not a curated record. Gene Ontology annotation, molecular function: helicase activity. Bases 1 to 1224 code for a protein of 407 amino acids. NCBI's taxonomy places the organism in Eukaryota, Fungi, Ascomycota, Eurotiomycetes, Eurotiales, Aspergillaceae.